CUGACAGAAGCUGUAUGCUGAGGCUGCUCCUCCUGUCAGUGUGUGCCCGGCUGCUGCUGCUGCUGAUAGAUCCCGGGCACGUCUCACCUUGGUACCAGGUAGAAGAGGAUGGCGGCGGAGAUCCACCCCAAGGCCCUCACCCGCAAACCCGUAUUACUGAACAAGGUGGAGGGAUCCCAGGACGUGGUGAACAUGGCAGUGAUUGUGCCCAAGGAGGACGGGGUGAUCAGCGUGUCGGAGGACAGGACUGUUCGUGUGUGGAUGAAGAGGGACAGCGGUCAGUAUUGGCCAAGUAUUUAUCAUGCAAUGCCAGCUCCAUGUUCAUGCAUGUCUUUUAACCCGGAAACUCGGAGGCUGUCUGUGGGGCUAGACAAUGGUACCAUCUCAGAAUUUAUUUUAGCUGAAGAUUAUAAUAAAAUGAACCCCACAAACACGUAUUCCGCACACCAAGGCAGAGUAACCAUGGUUCUCUUCAUUCUGGAGAUGGAGUGGAUGUUGAGUACAGGUCAGGACAAGCUCUUCACUUGGCAUUGCUCAGAGACUGGAGAACGUCUUGGAAACUACCGCACUACAGCCUGCGCCUCAUGCCUGCAAUUCGACGUGGAGACAAGACAUGUGUUUGUCGGUGACCAUUCUGGGCAGGUCACUAUUCUAAAACUUGAACAAGACAACUGUAGCCUCAUAACGACAUUUAAGGGUCAUACAGCUGGUGUCACGUCCCUGUGUUGGGACCCGGUGCAGAGACUUUUAUUUUCUGGCAGUUCUGACCAUUCCAUUAUCAUAUGGGACAUCGGAGGACGAAAAGGAACAGCAUUAGAACUGCAAGGACAUCAUGACAAGAUCCAGUCCAUCGCCUACGCACACCACUCCAGGCAGCUCAUUUCCUGCAGCGCUGAUGGUGGGAUUGUUGUCUGGAACAUGGAUGUUGAGAGACAGGAGACUCCGGAGUGGCUGGACAGUGACUCCUGUCAGAAGUGUGACCAGCCUUUCUUCUGGAACUUCAAACAAAUGUGGGACAGCAAAAAGAUAGGCCUCAGACAGCAUCACUGCAGGAAAUGUGGAAAAGCGGUUUGUGGAAAAUGCAGCUCGAAGAGGUCCACCAUCCCCCUCAUGGGCUUUGAGUUUGAAGUCCGUGUGUGCGAUAGCUGCUAUGAGUCCAUCACGGAUGAACAACGUGCGCCAACUGCAUCAUUCCAUAAUAGUAAGCACAAUAUAGUCCAUGUGCAUUUCGACCCAACAAGAAUCUGGUUACUGACUUCAGGAGCUGACAAGGUCAUUAAGCUUUGGGAUAUGACACCUGUCGUCUCUUGAUAACUUUCUAUGGAUCGAGCUUGAAGCGGAUAACACAAGAAGUAGAAGAUUCAGUGCAGUCUCCAUGGGAGCGCAGUAGGCGGAGUAUCUAGAAGUUAAGGUUUUAUUGAAUACUGUCUCUGGAGAGGAGAUACUCUCUAUAUAAUCGCUACAUUGAAUGAUAAAUGGUAUGGAACUAAUCUGAGCCGGGGCUUACACGGCAGCUCCACUGUCUUGUUUGAACCUAUUUUUGGGUUUGCUGAUUUUGUUUGGCGUUUACUAUGCAGAGGUUUUCUGUGCUAUAUACUGGAGUUUGUACCUAUAGUUGGUGUCCUUCAUGGAGUCUUUUAUCACGAGGACCCUUCUAUUUUAAACCCUCCCAUCAUGCAUUCUUUAUAUAUUUUCACAGCAGUAUUCAUGUGACACCAUCUGGACUUUUUUAAAGGGACAAAAA
Hyla sarda is the source of this 1744-nucleotide messenger RNA. It is a transcript of the gene WDFY2, whose product is annotated as WD repeat and FYVE domain containing 2. Bases 109 to 1311 code for a protein of 400 amino acids. The record is from RefSeq and is a predicted model, not a curated record. Gene Ontology annotation, molecular function: protein binding; metal ion binding. The transcript is spliced from 12 exons. NCBI's taxonomy places the organism in Eukaryota, Metazoa, Chordata, Amphibia, Anura, Hylidae.